GUGUUCGUCUUCUAUCUGGCCAUGGCGCCACCUUUCAGUCACCAUGGUGGCAUACAACAGAUCGGCACAGUGGGAGCGGCGGUGGAGCUGACGCGCAUCGCACUUUUCCGAGAGUCCGAAAGCCGAGCACCAUGUUUCGUCCGUGAGUGGCUCGGCCUCUGAAAAAAACAAAACAAAGGGAAAACAAAAAAAUGGGCACCGAUUUAUUGUCGGCGGGUUAGGCUUUCGAGCCCCACUGCCCCCUCCUUUUUGUCUUUCUUGGUCGCAACUAGCAGAAUGGCGUUGGUGAACAGUACAUAAAAAGGGAGGCGAACUGAGUCAAGAGCAAGUUCGGCGACUCUUGGUUGUCGCUCGACCGAGCACCAGACAGAAGCCAGGAAUCCAAGCCGGGGCAGAGUGCUCGUAAGGAGGUUGAAGAAGGGUCCGUUGGCCAGGGGUUCCGGGGCACUCCCAAAGCCUCCAGCCCCGUUCGUCUCUUCGGGCAGACGGCCAAGCGGGUCUCGGAUCCCGGAGGAGGAGGCGGCUUUUCUUGAUCUUUCUGUUCACCCUGUCUUCUUUUUGGAGAUAAAUUGACAUCCUGAACAGGAUUAAAACGCAGUCCACUUCCAAGACGAUGAAAAUGGCGUCCUAUGUGGAUAACAGCUUUCGGGAGGCGGUGAUGAUGAACCCGGCGGACAGGACGCAACAGGACCUGGAGAUCGUCUACUCCUACCUCCAUGGCAUGGAGGCCUUGUCCAACCUGCGGGAGCAUCAACUCAGGAUCAUGUGCGAGACGGUGCGCUAUGAGAGACAUGAAGCCAACGAAGUACUCUACUACCCUGACGACAUUGGAAGCUGCUGGUAUAUCCUUUUGUCAGGUUCCGUGUUCAUCAAGGAAUCCAUGUUCUUGCCCAGGAGCAGUUUUGGCAAGAGAUCGGCAGGCAGCCUGAGGCGUGGAUGUGAGUGUAUAGUCCUGGAACCCUCAGAGAUGAUUGUGGUGGACUAUAUGGAUGAGAAUGAGGAGUACUUCCAGAGACAAGCCUCGCACCGCCAAUCCCGCCGCCGCUUCCGGAAGAUCAACCAGAAAGGGGAGCGGCAGACCAUUAUCGACACGGUGGAUCCGUACCCUGCCGGGAAGCCGCCCAUAGCCCGGGGGUACCACACGCUGCCCGCAGACUUCAGCCGACUUCACCUGGCCGACGGCUUACACCCACAGGUGACGCACGUGUCCUCCAGUCACUCGGGGUGUAGUAUCACCAGCGACUCCGGAAGCAGCAGCUUGUCCGAUAUUUAUCAGGCCACCGAGAACGAACCAGGCGACAUGGACCUGAGCGGCCUGCCUGAGACGGCUGUCGACUCUGAAGAGGACGACGACGAGGAGGACAUCGAGCGAGCGUCGGACCCCCUCAUGAGCCGGGACAUUGUUCGAGACUGCCUGGAGAAGGACCCCAUGGACAGGACGGACGAUGACAUAGAACAAUUACUGGAGUUCAUGCAUCAGCUGCCAGCCUUUGCCAACAUGACCAUGUCGGUACGGCGUGAACUGUGCGCUGUCAUGGUCUUUGCCGUGGUUGAGCGCGCCGGUACCAUUGUUCUCAACGACGGCGAGGAGCUCGAUUCUUGGUCAGUGAUCUUGAACGGCUCGGUGGAGGUGACAUACCCCGAGGGGCGCACGGAGAUCCUGUGCAUGGGCAACAGUUUCGGGGUGUCGCCCACUAUGGAGAAGGAGUACAUGAAGGGGGCCAUGAAGACCAAAGUGGACGACUGCCAGUUUGUGUGCAUAGCCCAGCAGGACUACUGCUGCAUUCUGAACCAGGUGGAGAAGAACAUGCAGAAGGUGGAGGAGGAAGGUGAGAUCGUCAUGGUCAAGGAACACCGAGAACUGGAUCGAACUGGCACCAGGAAAGGACACAUUGUCAUCAAGGGAACUUCGGAGCGACUGACCAUGCACCUGGUAGAGGAGCACUCAGUGGUGGACCCCACCUAUAUCGAAGACUUCCUUUUGACGUACAGGACCUUCCUGUCCAGCCCCAUGGUGGUCGGCAAGAAGCUGCUGGAGUGGUUCCAUGACCCCAGUCUCAGGGAUAAGGUGACACGGGUGGUCUUGCUGUGGGUGAACAACCACUUCAAUGACUUCGAGGGUGACGCCGCCAUGACUCACUUUCUGGAGGAGUUUGAAAACAACCUGGAGAGAGAAAAAAUGUGCGGCCACCUGCGGCUAUUGAACAUCGCGUGUGCUGCCAAAGCUAAGCCCCGCGUGGUGACGCUGACGAAAGCAUCCAGAGAGGCUGACCUCGCCUUCAGCCUGCUGGGAGGACAAGACAAAGGCUUCAGAGUCUUCAUCGACACUGUGGAGGCUGGGAGCAAGGCGGCAGAGGCAGGGCUCAAGAGAGGGGAUCAGAUCUUGGAGGUGAAUGGACAGAACUUUGAGAAUGUCCAACUCAGUAAAGCCAAUGAGAUACUGAAGAACAACACACACUUGUCCAUAACUGUGAAAACCAACCUUUUAGUCUUUAAAGAGCUGCUAACCAGGCCCGAGCAGGAGCUCCACAGCGACGUCGACGGUGAAGACGAGCAUGACCGGAAGAAUGGCGCGCCACACCUGCCCAAGAUCGGCGACAUCAAAAAAGCCAGCCGCUACUCCAUACCUGACUUGGCGGUGGAUGUGGAGCAAGUGAUGGGCCUGGAGAAGGCUAGCAAGAAGGUCAAGAGCAACUCUGUGGGCGGACGCAAUAAGCUCAAGAAAAUAUUUGACAAGACGCUUACCAGCAUCCUGCCUCCCAAACACCCUUACAACGAUGUGUGCGUGGGCCAAUCGCAGGAUGACAGCAUUGUGGGCAUGAAGCAGUCCAAGCAGAUCCCACCGGCGCUGCCCGUCAGCAGCAACUUAUCCUCGUCCAACCCCGACCUGCUUCAGUCCCACCACCGCAUCCUCGACUUCAACAACCAGCCUGUGCCGGUCAACCUAAAUAUGUCCGACCAGGUGCUGCGGGUUUUUAAGGCAGACCAGCAGUCGCGUUACAUUAUGAUCGGCAAGGACACCACGGCCAAGGAGGUGGUGACCCAGGCCAUCCGAGAGUUUGCUCUGACGGCCGCACCCGAGGCCUACUCGCUGUGCGAGGUGUCGGUCACACCUGAGGGUGUCAUUAAGCAGAGGCGGCUGCCUGACCAGCUCUCCAAGCUGGCGGACAGGAUACAGCUGAGCGGCAGGUACUACCUGAAAAGCAACAUGGAGACGGAGACACUGUGCUCGGACGAGGAGGCCCAGGACCUCCUACGCGAGGGCCAGAUUUCUCUGCUGCAGCUCAGCACAGUGGAGGUGGCCACACAGCUGUCCAUGCGCGCCUUCCAACUCUUCUGCGCCAUCGAGCCCACCGAGUACAUCGACGACCUGUUCAAGUUGCGCCCCAGGUUAUGCGCCGCCACCAGCCUCAAGCGAUUCGAGGAGGCCAUUAACCACGAGACCUUCUGGGUGGCCACCGAGGUCACACGGGAGCCCAACCAGCUCAAGCGCAUGAAGACCGUCAAGCACUUCAUCAAGAUUGCACUGCACUGCCGCGAGUGCAAGAAUUUCAACUCCAUGUUUGCCAUCAUCAGCGGUUUGAACUUAGCUCCUGUCUCUCGCCUUCGAGGAACUUGGGAGAAGCUGCCCAGCAAGUAUGAGAAGCUCUUUGGCGACCUGCAGGAUUUGUUCGACCCCUCCAGGAACAUGGCCAAGUACCGAAACGUCCUCAACAGCCAGAACUUGCAACCGCCAAUCAUCCCGCUCUUCCCCGUCAUCAAGAAGGACCUCACCUUCCUCCAUGAAGGUAAUGACUCCAAAGUUGACGGCCUGGUGAACUUCGAGAAGCUGCGAAUGAUCGCCAAAGAGAUCCGCCAUGUGGGCCGCAUGGCCUCGGUCAACAUGGACCCCAACCUCAUGUUCAGGACAAGGAAGAAGAAGUGGAGAAGUUUAGGCUCCCUCAGUCAAGGCAGUGCCAAUGCGGCCGUGCUGGACGUGAACCAGACGGGCGGCCACAAGAAGCGCGUGCGGCGCAGCUCCUUCCUCAAUGCCAAGAAGCUGUACGAGGAUGCCCAGAUGGCACGCAAGGUCAAGCAGUAUCUGAGCAACCUCAGCCUGGAGACCAACGAGGAGAGCCUGCAGACGCUCUCGCUCCAGUGCGAGUCCUCCGUCAGUACGCUGCCCAAGAACUCGGGGGUCCGUCGCGCAGACACGUCCCCCGUGGUGUCCAGAGCAGCCAGCCAGCAGAGGGGACAGCUGGCCAAAGGCUCCCAGGCCCUGCAGGUGCCCGCCGUGGCCCUGUACCCGUCACGGAAGAAGGUGCCCGUCAAGGACCUGCCUCCCUUUGGCACCAGCUCCCCGCAGUCUCUGAAGAAGAUCCUAUCUCUGUCGGAAGAGGCCAGCGAGCGUCAUCGCAGGCAUCCUGACGAUUCCACGGUGUCCAACGCUUCGUCUCAGCUCCCCUCGCCGCCUGGCUCCCCGCAGAGCUCCCCCAAGAAAGGUUACAACCGUAUGGGCGACUCAUACUCAUACUCGGACUGCAGUCAGAGUGAAAUGUCGUCUCGCUCCAGCCUUCUCAGUAACUUGUCCUUUGAGGACGAGCGGCGGUUGAGGCAUUCGGGGGGCGUCGCCGAGUCCCAUGUGGGGGGAGCACGCCUAGAACGGCGAGCCGCCACCGAUCCCGAUCAGUACAGCCUCGGGUCGUAUACGUCGAUGCAGGACUGCCGGGGUAUCUACGCGGGCUGCCCCACGGUGCUGUCGUCCCCCAGCUCUGAGGAGCUGACCCAGGAUCAGGGCGAUCGUGUGUCGCUGGAUGCGGCCGACAGUGGGCGUGGCUCCUGGACAUCCUGCUCGUCCGGUUCCCACGACAACAUCCAGACCAUGCAGCAGGGCCGCAGCUGGGAGACGUUGGCCUUUGGCGGGGGGCUUCCGCCCGCUGGCGGUCCGGAGGCCCUGCUGUGGGCAACGCAGGCGCGGGGCAGUUGGGCGUCGGUCGGCUCCUCGUCAUCGUCGUCCGCCGCCUACUGGGGUGAGGACUCGGAGGGAGACACAGGCACCAUCAAGAGGCGCGGCGGCAAGGAUGUCAACGCCGACCCCGAGACCAGCAGCAUCACAUCCACCGGGUCCGAGGACGCCAAGCAGAUGGGGCGGCCCUCGCCCUCGCCCAUCACUGCCGCCUGUAAAGGACUCCUCUCCCGGAAAGAGGGGCGGUAUCGCGAACCUCCCCCGACGCCACCCGGCUACACGGCGCUGACCAUCUCUGAACUGGCGGAUGGCCAGACGCCGUCCCCUCCGGGCCUCAAUUCGACCAUGUCCGUGACGACAACGCCGUCGAGCCGCCGUCCACCCGACUACACCACGGCGCUGCAGCGCUCCCGCAUGGUCACACAGUCCCCUGACUCGGAGGCCCACCAAACGACGUCCAAGCAGAGAGGCAACGGCCUCCGGCGUGGCCGAAACGACGAAGAGGACGACGAGGCGCCGGCGGAAGAGGAGGAUGAGGAGGAGGGUGAGUCUCCUAAACUUGUCGCUCUGAGGAAGCCGAGGGCGCAGCGUACACCCCGGCCCCCCUGGCCAUGACCGUGUGUGAACCCCUUCCACCCCAUAGCAGAUGACGAGCAGGUGUCGGCUGUCUGAGGCAAAAAAAAAAAAUCUCUUCGCCGUCCCUCCAAGCGACCAAUAGACUCUCAUCAUCAAGCUACGUACGUGCCUGCUCUGCCUCCUGAUUGGUGGAUUCCUCCUGUUGGCUCCCCCGCGCCUUAAAGCAUUAUGGGGGUUGACGGACCCUGCAUGCAAAAAAACUCAAGAAAAUACUGUGAAGAAGAUGAUGAUGAUGAUGCGGUGAAAGAUGACAAGCCUGGCACUUUUUGGACAAUAUAAAGACAUUUUUUUAAAAUGAAAACAACAAUGCUGACAUCCAUCUGCACUAAAAAGUACAACUAAAAAAAUCACAAGCAGCAGACAUUUUGAGGACUCUUUAAUCAAAGUCUUUUGCACUCCUGACCUGCUCUCCAGGAGAUCGCAAGGAACAAUGACGCCAGUAUUAACAUACACAAAAACAAAAAGGACAACACACACACACACACAUUUGACGAGCACUUUCAGCACAAAAUCUAGUGGACGCCAAGCUCGUGGACGCCAGGGUAACGAUGACGGGGUGGGAUCACGUCAUCGUCUGUGGGGACGCCGGUUGGCAUCCGAAAAGCACAACAAUAACAAAAAUGUGGGGAUCUUUAAAAAAAAAAAAGCCAGGAUGUGGCACCUUGAGGACUAGAAAGUUGUCAGUCAUGGCCCUCGUUGACAUUCGAAAGUUAUGUUUGUGUGAAUGUCCAAAGCGCCUUAGGACUGCACAUUCAUCCCACAACGCCCACCCAAACUUCAACAAGCAGAGUGAAAAGCCUUACGACUCAACACUUCCGCUACAUCAUCCUGCCCUGAAACAAACACACACACAUACAUGCACACAAACAAAAGUGGACAUCGCCGCGAACCACAAAACUAGGACUUGACUGAAGGACAUUUUGUUGUUGUUGUUGUUUUUGUAGACUUUGGUGGCGAAGGAAUGGAAUAAAAUAAAAGCUAAAUAAGGCUGCCAAAAAGGUCAAUGCCGAGGAGUGUUAGAGCCACACAGGAAUGAGAACCUAAAUAAAUCAAGUAGGGCUGCAAAUAACGCUUAUAUUAAUGAUCGGUGGAUUAAUCAGUCGGAUUUUUUUUUCUGACGUGUUUAAACUUCCUUUGACUAAGCUGUCAAUCGAUGAAUCGGAUAGAAAAAAGAAAAACACAUUUCCAUCCUUUCCUUGAAAAACAGGACAUUAUUUCAAAUUGACACUGCAGAAAACACCCAUUAACUAUUAUUCAGAUACUUAUUUGGUCCCUAACGACUUAGAAAAUAGGCAAAAAUGUUGGUCUUUGCUUUUCAAGGUAAAAUUAGAUGGAUGCAAAUGUUUCAUUUUCGUUCAGCACAAAGAGUAAGUCCGCUAUCAAGGACGACUACAGAAACUGGAUAUUUAUUGUUGAGAAGAUAAAAUUGCUCGCAUUUGAACAAUUUCUGAAUAAGAAAAAAUAUCAAAAUGAUUAAUUGUCAUAAAUAAUGAGGUAAAUUGUUCAUCAAUUAGUUGUUGCACCUCUAAAAUCAAGUCAAGGCAACACAGUUAAAAUGUGAUAAGGAUAAAAUACUUCCAGGGGAAAUCAUUGUCUUUUAAAGUUGUCAGAAUGUUGUCACCAUAAAUUCAUAAGUGUCUAAUAUAAAAUCUAACUAUUACCAGAAAACAUUUUGGACAUUUUUGAAAGAACCUUUUAAAUUUGGAUAGAAUAAGAAAAGUCACUGAAUUAAAGUCUCAAUAUUUAGAGGGAAAAAAAUCAUAAACGAGAAUCAGCCUCCAUUUAAAAUGGAAAAUCUUGUCUUGAACCAAAAGUAAAAAUUUCAAUAUUUCAAGCAUAAAGUGGUUAUGUAAGCAGAAAGUCAUAAUCUUUUCAUCAUAAAAUCGAAGUAUCACUGGGAAAAUAAGUUAUAUUUAACAUUUUACAAGCAAACACAUUCCGAGUUAACGAGAAUAAGAUUCCAGAAUUUUACUAGAGGACAAAAAAAAGGUCACUCUUGAGAAUCCAUUUUGAAUUUGAUGAAAUAGAUACAAUAACUAAAUCAGAAUUGUUCAAUCAUUACGCAACCAGAAACAAAUGAUCGUCAUAUUCUUCCAAGGAUAAAAUCUGACUGUUACUGGAAACUAAGUUGCAAUUUGGGAAUGAACUUGUCAUUUUUCAACAAGCUGUAAAUUGAGGAAAACUGUCCAAAAUCUUGACCACAAAAAAAUUAUUUUAUCAGAAUAAACUCUAAAUAUUACCAGAAAAAAAGACUUUUUACAUGAAUAUUGCAAAAAAAAGAGAACAUUACAUAUGAUUUUCUGAAUUUUCAGGUCAAAUGCUAACUUCUCUGGUAAUACCUGUGUUCUAAUUUUCUGACUUCUGAUCUUUUUUUUUCCUUUGUUUUCUUUUGAGUGUUGCGCUAAGACUCCUCGGGUGAAUGGUCCUCCAAUCACAGAAUCCUUCUGAUCACAUUGAUCAGUUUGGUCAAAAAGAUUUAAAAAAAAAAGUAGUAAAAUAAACUAGACUGAAGGGGGAAACGUGUUUUCCACUGCGACGACGCUCAAAAAAAGAUGUUCUAUUUGUUAUUGUGAAAAACAGUUUGUUUGUUUCGUUUUGUAUGGGCCACAUUUGAAGACGUGACAUUGCACAAAACGUGUCCGUUUGAUGUCGUGGGUAGAACUGCUACUGUUGUGGUGAUGAUGAUGCUAAUGAUGAUGAAGGUGAUGACAUAGUGUACAUUUUAGCUGGUGAUGUUCUCCUUCCCUCUAGUACGACUCACACUUGUAUGUCUUUUACAAAGACAAUUUGUGGAGUACGCAUCGCUCAUUUUUGUUUCUUUUUUUUGUAUUUUUAAUACAAUAAUUGUAAAUAUUGGUUCUAUUUUUGUUCAAAUGUAUUAUGUUUAUGCCUCAACAUCCAGUUUGUAUGAAGCUGGGAAUCAAUAAAUACUGCAUACAGAGUACAA
Molecule: messenger RNA, 8528 nt
Organism: Hippocampus zosterae (dwarf seahorse)
Lineage: Eukaryota; Metazoa; Chordata; Actinopteri; Syngnathiformes; Syngnathidae
Gene: rapgef2b
Product: Rap guanine nucleotide exchange factor 2b
Exons: 30
Coding region: 614-5560 (1648 amino acids)
Biological process (GO): positive regulation of ERK1 and ERK2 cascade; small GTPase-mediated signal transduction
Molecular function (GO): guanyl-nucleotide exchange factor activity; protein binding
Source: RefSeq, a predicted model, not a curated record